Naegleria gruberi is the source of this 759-nucleotide messenger RNA. RefSeq lists its product as uncharacterized. Gene Ontology annotation, biological process: microtubule cytoskeleton organization; protein phosphorylation; intracellular signal transduction. Gene Ontology annotation, cellular component: cytoplasm. The annotation marks the transcript as partial. Lineage: Eukaryota; Heterolobosea; Eutetramitea; Acrasida; Naegleriidae. The record is from RefSeq and is a predicted model, not a curated record. The transcript has 3 exons. Gene Ontology annotation, molecular function: ATP binding; tau-protein kinase activity; protein serine/threonine kinase activity.
UUAAAGAAAACUUUAGGAGAAGGAUCAACAGGUAAAGUUAAACUUGCUAUCCAUAAAGAUUCGGGCGAAAAAGUUGCAAUUAAAAUCAUCAACAAGAAAAUUCUUACUCACAAACCUCAUCUGAAGAAGAAGGUUGAAAGAGAAAUAGCUGUUAUGAAAAUGAUCCGUCAUAAACACAUCAUUAGAUUGUACGAUGUACUUCAAACAAAAAUGUAUUUAUUCUUGAUUAUGGAAUAUGUAGAAGGAGGAGAACUUUUUGAUUAUAUUGUUGAGAGAGGAAGAUUGACUAUUGAAGAAGCUUUCCAUUUCUUCCAACAAAUUAUUCUUGGAGUUGAAUACUGCCAUAAACAAUUAAUAUGUCACAGAGAUUUAAAACCAGAAAAUUUAUUGUUAGAUACUUAUAAGAAUAUCAAGAUUGCUGAUUUUGGUAUGGCUUCACUUAUGGAAGAAGGAAAACUUUUGGAAACUUCAUGUGGAUCACCGCAUUAUGCUUCUCCGGAAAUUGUAAGAGGAUUGAAAUAUAAUGGUAUGGAAGCUGAUAUUUGGAGUAUGGGUGUUAUUCUUUAUGCCUUGUUAACAGGUAGACUUCCAUUUGAUGAUGAGAAUUUGCAUGUAUUACUUGCCAAAGUUAAGGAAGGAAAGUAUGAAAUUCCACAAUUUUUGGAUGAAGAAGUUAGAGAUCUUAUUUCUAGAAUGCUUACAUUAAAUCCAAAAGCAAGAAUUGUUUUGAAAGAUAUCAAAAAUCAUCCUUGGUGGAAA